Messenger RNA from Acanthosepion pharaonis, 840 nucleotides. The record is from the annotation of a GenBank genome assembly. Lineage: Eukaryota; Metazoa; Mollusca; Cephalopoda; Sepiida; Sepiidae.
AUGUUUACUACUGACGGCCCUCCUUGUAUUUUCUUUCUUUCUUUCUUUCUUUCUUUCUUUCUUUCUUUCUUUCUUUCUUCUACAACCAACCAACCAUCUUACCUUACACUUCGACUUCCUCUUUUCUUUCGGCCAUUGCAACUUGCCUACCGUCUUCACAUUUUCUUCACACCUCUUGUUGUUUGGCCCUUCGUUUCUUCCCCCUCUUUCUCUUCUUUUUCUAUUGCUUGCUCUUUUUUCUUCCAUUUUCUAUCCAUUGCUUCAUUAUUUUUUACCUUUUUUUAUUUUCACUUCUCGCCUUUUCCUACCAAUUCUUCUAACCUUCUCCCUCUCGCAAUUACCUUUUUCUUUGCAAAGUUUCUUAUCUCUUUUUCUUUCUCUUCGAUUCCUUCCCAGUUCCUUUCUUUUCUUUCCUUUUCAUUCUCUUUCCUUUUAUCUCUAUUCCUUCCUUUUCUCUUCUUCUUUUCUUUCCAUCCUACUCUCCUCACUUUUCUUUUUCCUUCUGUCUUUCAUUAUAACUCGUUCUUUAUUGUAAUUUCUUCUUUCCUUUUCGCUUCACUUGUUUAUAUUAUUUCCCUUUUCUUUUCUUUUUUUCUUCUCUCGAGACUCAUUAGAUUCCCACCUCUCUCUCUCUCUCUCUCUCUCUUUUCUCUCUCUCUUUUCUCUUUCUUUUCUCUCUCUCUCUCUCUCUCUCUCUCUCUCUCUCUCUCUCAAGUACUCCUUUAUAUUCUCUUUCUACACUUUUUAUCACCUCGUGUUUACACUUUUUUUUUUACUUUCUCUUUCUCUUUCUUCUUUUAUAUUUUGUCUUUCUUAUUCUCACCCCCACAACAUUUCUGA